GCUCUCCACAAGUUCAACUCUCAAACCCACUUGCCAAGGCCAAUAUUAUCAAGUUUGACAGCCAGCUACCUUCCUUCAAUUGACGACUGUGAGAUAGAGAAACCGAUAUCUACUGCAAUGGCGACAAUUGCGUGUGGUUUGGCUGCCGGUUUCUGUUACAGCAAAUCGAGAGUCGAUGGUCUCAAGCCAAUUAAUUAUUCUGCUGCGACACCAAGGCGUAUGGUGGCUGUAAGAGCUGAAGCUCAAGCUAUCAAUCCAGAAAUUAGAAAGGACGAGGAGAAGGUUGUGGACUCUGUUCUCGUUGCUGAACUCUCUAAACCCCUCACUCCUUAUUGCAGAUGUUGGAGGUCAGGAACUUUCCCUCUAUGUGAUGGAAGCCAUGUAAAGCACAAUAAAGCUACUGGCGACAAUGUUGGACCUUUGCUCUUGAAAAAACAGAAAGAGUAAAUAUUUUCUUUCUUAUUUUCAUUGUAGUUUAAUUUUCAUGUAUGCAUGGAGACAAUAUCAAUUUUUUGUUUGUCAUAACACUGUUGGCUCAUUCCAUGCUUGACUUUGUUCUUACUGUACUCUCUAGAGUUGUUGCCAUUUAUCUCUUGUGCAGAAUGUAAAACUGCAGCUUAUUAUGAGUUGAAAAACUGCGAAAUAAAAUAGUUUUGAACUUUUUCAAUUGAUAA
Molecule: messenger RNA, 674 nt
Organism: Jatropha curcas
Lineage: Eukaryota; Viridiplantae; Streptophyta; Magnoliopsida; Malpighiales; Euphorbiaceae
Gene: NEET
Product: 2 iron, 2 sulfur cluster binding protein
Biological process (GO): regulation of autophagy
Cellular component (GO): mitochondrial outer membrane; intracellular membrane-bounded organelle
Molecular function (GO): 2 iron, 2 sulfur cluster binding
Source: RefSeq, a predicted model, not a curated record